This is a messenger RNA of Polypterus senegalus (gray bichir), 1035 nucleotides long. Its product is annotated as growth hormone secretagogue receptor type 1-like. Gene Ontology annotation, molecular function: growth hormone secretagogue receptor activity. Lineage: Eukaryota; Metazoa; Chordata; Cladistia; Polypteriformes; Polypteridae. The record is from RefSeq and is a predicted model, not a curated record. Gene Ontology annotation, biological process: G protein-coupled receptor signaling pathway; hormone-mediated signaling pathway. Bases 1 to 1035 code for a protein of 344 amino acids. The transcript has 3 exons. Gene Ontology annotation, cellular component: plasma membrane.
AUGUCCAACUCCACCCUGGCCGCGUUUGAUUCCCGGUGCUCGGAGGACUGCAAUCUCCCGGCCAACUUCACGGUAUACCCACUGCCGGACCAGCUGUUCUCCCUGCCUAUUCUGGUGGUCGUAACCGUGGUCUGUAUACUACUGUUUCUCGUUGGCCUGACUGGGAAUAUCUUGACAAUUCUGAUCGUGUUGCUCAACAAGGAUAUGAGAAGCACCACCAACUUGUAUCUGUCCAGCAUGGCUCUCUCUGACCUCUUCAUCUUCCUUCUCAUGCCUAUUGAUCUCUACAAGCUGUGGAAAUAUCGGCCCUGGAACUUUGGGGACUUCAUCUGCAAGCUGUUCCAGUUUAUGAGUGAAUGCUGCACUUAUUCCAGCAUCCUUCACAUUACUGCUCUUAGCAUGGAGCGCUACUUCGCUGUGUGCUUCCCCCUACAGGCCAAGGUGACAAUAACACGCAGUCGCAUCAGAGUGGUAAUUGCACUGCUAUGGACGUUGGCCCUGCUCAGUGCUGGCCCUGUGUUUGCACUGGUGGGCGUGGAGUUUGACAACGGGAUGGAUGGCGAGUGCCGCUGUACACAGUAUGCUAUCAGCUCCGGUCUACUCACAGCCAUGAUGUGGGUGUCCAGCAUCUACUUUUUUGUACCCGUCUGCUGCCUCAGUGUGCUCUAUGGUUUGAUUGGUCGAAAGCUGUGGCGCCGCCGACACAUCACCCUUCGGGACAGAACUAACCGCAAGACUGUCAAAAUGCUGGUGGUCAUCGUGCUAGCCUUUGUCAUCUGUUGGCUGCCCUUCCAUAUUGGACGUAUGCUGUUCUCAGUGUCUGCUGCGACUUCAGAGAUGUACAGGAUCAGCCAGUAUUUCAACCUCGUCUCCUUUGUGUUGUUUUACCUCAGUGCCGCUAUAAACCCCAUUUUGUACAACCUCAUGUCAGGCCGCUAUCGAGCUGCAGUCUGCAAACUGUUCAGGAGACAGCAGGGAGUCAGGCUGAAUGUGCGUCACACAUCCUCGCACUUAGAGGUGGAAACCAACGUGUGA